Molecule: messenger RNA, 513 nt
Organism: Trichophyton benhamiae CBS 112371
Lineage: Eukaryota; Fungi; Ascomycota; Eurotiomycetes; Onygenales; Arthrodermataceae
Exons: 2
Coding region: 1-513 (170 amino acids)
Biological process (GO): mitotic cytokinesis; actomyosin structure organization
Cellular component (GO): myosin II complex; cytoplasm
Molecular function (GO): myosin heavy chain binding; cytoskeletal motor regulator activity; calcium ion binding
Source: RefSeq, a predicted model, not a curated record
AUGCGCGAGGCUUUCCAGGUAUUAGAUCGUGAUAACGAUGGCCAAGUAAACAGGGAAGAUGUAGCCGAUGCUUUAAACAACCUUGGCGAAGAUUCGUCUUCUUUGGCAACAGGCGCAUACUUUCCGCCAAACGGCCCGCGAUCCAUCAACCUUCCAACGUACUUAAACCAGAUCGCUACCCAUCUAGCACCACUAUCGUCUUCUCAAGAGCUCCUUAACGCCUUUGCAGCAUUUGACGAAGACGACAGUGGUCAGAUUGACCUGGCAGAGCUUCGAGAUGCUUUACUCCACACCAGCCCCGAAGGAGACGAGAGACCGUUGACAGAGAGCGAAAUAAACGAAGUCAUACAGGGAUUUACCGGCAGACGCGCAUUUGGUAAUAAAGGGAAAACUUCCUCUCUUACGGGGUCGAGAAGUCGAGCCGAAGUGUUCAGGUAUGAGGAGUUUGUUGGAAGUUUAACUGGUGGCCCGGGAGACCCAAAGGCAGACAAAUCAAAAUCGAAGGAAAGCUGA